AUGUUCAAAACCUGCAAUGGCGAAGCCUCGCGCCCCUGGCCGAUGGAAAUUUCCACCAAAAUCAGCCUCAGAUCCGCGAAUGCAUCUUGGGAAGAAAUAGCGGCAGAAAAGCAUGACAUCAGCAUCGCCGGGCCAUUCACAACCCACAUUCGCGACAUUCUGAUGGACGCAGUAAAAGCGGCAAGCCACUUUUUAUCCAAGGAAGAAGCUCCAGCAGCUGAGGCAGAAAAUUUCUUCCCGAAUGUCUGGACGCCAGCGCUACAGAAGCUUGAAGAAAGAAUCGCUAGAGUCCUACGCCUCAUGGACAAGGACAUGAAGCUCACUCUCAAGAAGCAUAUGGAAGCGAUGGAGAAAGCAUCCAAAAUCCUCUCAAAACUCGUCCGGGACGAGUACGGAGACUUGGAAGAAGAACACAAGCAUCUCUCAGUCCCCAGCCUCUUCUACUCCUGCCUGAACGUCACCAAAGCGCACAUCGACAUCCCUUGGAUCGUCUGCCUCGCAUACCUGGAAGAAGGCGAGAACUUCGACGAAGCGGCCGAGCCAGUCUACUGGGAACGAAUCGCCGAUCUCAAGGCAAAGACUGGCUUCAGAUUCAAGAAAGACAGAGUCCCUUCAAAGGAUGAGCGAAGGGACAUGAGGAGCGAAGUCAAGGCGAAGAUGAUCCGAGAGAAAGGCUGGGAAGAAACGAAAGCAGCUUCCUACGCACUGAAGUUCUUCCUCGAGCUUCCAGAAGAUGCUUCAACUCAGACUUUGGACCCUCCAGCAGCAGAGCUCAAGCAUCAGGAAGUCCAAACAGAACAAGAGUCUCAGCAGCUGGAAGAACCGCCGGAAGCGCCUGAACCUGAGCCUCAGCAGCCUGAAAGUGAAGCCAGCGCAGCCGUCGACGUCGUCGCAGCCACGGACAGCGCAGAAAACGACAGCGACGAUGAAGAUUCUUUCAACGCGCAGUCAGACCCAGGCCAGUUCAACCCGCCCGUCAAGAUCGACCCAAGCAAACUCAGACGAGCCAGCGGCGAUGACGAAGAAAAAGAAGAAAUCCUCGAGGAAGAAUUCUUCUCAGCAGCGGAAGAGCCACAGCUAGAAGGCUUCAGCGAACCCGCAGCCGCAGAUCCGCCAAAGCAGCCAACUACAACAAGCUUCAGAGCCAAGAUGAUGGAGCGAAGACGAAGACACCAGCUCAGCCGCCGAAGUGGCCUCACCGAAGAGCUUCUCCAACAAGCGGAAGCCUCCUCACAGACAGAGGAGCGAGAAAAGCAGCGAAAGCAGCAGGAACGUGAGCGCCAGAUGGAGAUGGAACGUCAAGAAGAGGAAGAAAGACAAAAGCAGCAGGAGCUUGAGCGCCAGCGGAAGUUGGAAGAGCGAAAGAAGGAGGAAGAAGCUCGAAAGCGCCAAGAACAGCAGCAGAAGGAGCAAGAAGAACUGGCUCGACAACAACGAAAGAAAGAGGCCAAAGCUGCGGCUCAGCGUCAAGUGGAAGAAAACACCAGGAUCCGCCAGCAGUACUUCCAGCAGAAGGAGAAAGAAGAACGCGAAAAGCAGCUAAAAGAAGCCCAGAAGGAAGAGAAGCCGCUCCUCAAGCCUCGCAUCAGCAUCUACGACGUGGCAGACACGGGCCGACCCGGGAAUCACUACUUCCUGACCAAAAGCCAAGCCAAGCUCAUGAGCAAGGAUAGCGUCAGAGAAGCCCUGGGCGCCCCGAAAGAAAAUGGUCUCUCCUACGCUGAACGAGAAGCGAUCAAAGAAGCCUGGUACAGCAGCCUCAGCCACGAGAAGCUCAUCAGCUCGCAGCAGGAGGGCCGAUCACUCGCAAAGUACCACAGCCGCAGUGGUUGGACAAUCAAGGACGAGCCGCCCUUCAAAGCAUCCAGCCUCAUCCGAAGCAAGGAAAUCCGCGUCAUGCACUACAUCUUCGAAUGGAUGGAUUACCGUGGCAUCAAGAAAAGAUUCCAAGAAGCUUACCAAGCCGGCUUCAUCAACCCAAAGCGUCUGGACAUCCUCAUCUGCUUCACAAUGAAGAUAGUCGGCGGCAAACUCGUCAAAUUCAUCAGACAAAUGUUCGUCCGAUGCCUCAACGACCUCAAAAUCAGCAUCCCUGCCAUCAACAUCGAAGCUGCCCCGACCUACUGA
Messenger RNA from Oikopleura dioica, 2127 nucleotides. The record is from the annotation of a GenBank genome assembly. NCBI's taxonomy places the organism in Eukaryota, Metazoa, Chordata, Appendicularia, Copelata, Oikopleuridae.